This is a messenger RNA of Cooperia oncophora, 297 nucleotides long. The record is from the annotation of a GenBank genome assembly. NCBI's taxonomy places the organism in Eukaryota, Metazoa, Nematoda, Chromadorea, Rhabditida, Trichostrongylidae.
UUGGUGAAAGCAAACGUUGGCCACUCUUCACCGCCCGGUCUAUACGAUGAGUUCGUUUGGCUAGGAGGAAAGCAGAAGAAUUAUCCAUCAAGCCGAGAAUGGUCGUGGGCCGAUGGAAGGACUAUGAGCUAUACACAUUGGAAUGGUGGAGAGCCUAACAAUAAAGACGGAAACGAGCGAUGCAUGCAGCUUUUCAAUACACUGGAAAACAGAGAUUACACGAUCUACAUGGUGCCGAGAACGUGGAAUGAUGUCGACUGCAACCGGAAAAUGAGGGCUUUUGUGUGUAAAAGAUAA